Molecule: messenger RNA, 847 nt
Organism: Sinocyclocheilus grahami
Lineage: Eukaryota; Metazoa; Chordata; Actinopteri; Cypriniformes; Cyprinidae
Product: tRNA-specific adenosine deaminase subunit tad2-like
Exons: 4
Coding region: 55-387 (110 amino acids)
Molecular function (GO): catalytic activity
Source: RefSeq, a predicted model, not a curated record
UGAAACAACCUCACGUCUGUGCCUGCUUUGCCCAAGGCUACUCGGCAUGCAGAAAUGGUGGCACUGGAUCAAGUGCUUGAUUGGUGCCGUUUCAGAGAGAAGGACCCAAUAGAGGUGUGUGAACAGACUGUACUCUAUGUGACAGUGGAGCCAUGUAUCACGUGUGCAACUGCUCUGCGCCUGCUUCACAUAUACCUCUUGUUGUAUAUGGGUGCAAAAAUGAGCGAUUUGGAGGCUGUGGAUCCGUCCUGGACAUCUCAUCAGAUCAUUUACCACACACUGGAACUUCAUUUAAGUGCAUCGCUGGCUAUAGAGCAGAAGAAGCUGUUGAAAUGCUCAAGACUCUUUAUAAACAGGAACACCCAAAUGCUCCCAAACCUAAAGUGAGGAAAGAUUUGAUCAGUCCACCAGAUUGCGCUGUAGUCAUUCAGGUAAAACCAGGAUCACAAAAGGAGGGGAGAGAAACAAUUGCUCCUUUGAGCUGAAAUGGAAAAUAUUUGAACAUUCUGACAUUUGUCAGUGCCUGGAUCUCAGUGACUUUUGAUUUGACCAUCUUUUUGAGAUCAUUGAUUUAAUCUACUAUUUGAGGAACCACAUUUGCUCAUUAUCUGGAUCACAUUGCUUGUAAACGUCCAGGCCUCCUCUUCUCUUUGGCUGGACGCUGUGAGUUGUCUGUUAACAGUGUGUAGAAGCAAACGACUGGGCCUGUUCUGCAUUAAAGCGCAGGCUCUUGCUCUCUUUGUGUCCUUAUACAACCCAGAGAACUGGUUCUGAACUCUCAAUGAUCUCAGUCUUGGGCUCACUAGCAGAUGCAGGACAGCCCUAGGUGGAGUUUCCACUUACUUCA